Molecule: messenger RNA, 1587 nt
Organism: Prunus armeniaca (apricot)
Lineage: Eukaryota; Viridiplantae; Streptophyta; Magnoliopsida; Rosales; Rosaceae
Source: the annotation of a GenBank genome assembly
AUGAAGGACCCAUUGGUGAGGACGAAGGUGUUAGUUCGGCACUUGCCUCCGUCUCUGUCUCACUCCGAUCUCCUUCAGCAAAUCGACCAUCAACUCGCUGACCGCUACAACUGGUUUUGCUUCCGUCCGGGAAAGAACAGCCAGAAGAAUCAGAGGUACUCUCGAGCCUACAUAGACUUCAAGCGGCCUGAAGAUGUUUUCGAGUUUGCUGAAUUCUUUGAUGGACAUGUGUUUGUUAAUGAGAAGGGGUCUCAGUUCAAGGCGAUAGUUGAAUAUGCACCCUCACAGCGAGUUCCAAAACCAUGCACCAAAAAGGAUGGCCGUGAAGGGACUAUAUAUAAAGAUCCUGAUUAUUUGGAGUUCCUAAAACUUAUUGCGAAGCCUGUUGAGCAUCUUCCCAGUGCAGAAAUACAGCUGGAAAGAAAGGAAGCAGAACAAGCUGGUGGUGCAAAAGAGCCUCCUAUUGUUACCCCCCUCAUGGAGUAUGUUCGUCAGAAACGAGCUAUCGGAAGUGGGACCCAGGUUUCAUCAGUUGUUCGGAAGGUUAGAAGAAGAGCGGGGGCUGCAUCUCUUAACAAACGUGGCUCAACUUCUACAAAACGGGUCUCUGAGAAGAAAAAGUACAUAUUAAAGGACAGUGCUAAACAUACAAGUCGAAAAGACAAGUCAACUUUCACUGUGGUCUCCAGGCGAGAGGAUCAAUUGGCCAGUUCAAGUGGAAAAGAAACCUUAGAAAAUGAAAUUGGUACUGUUUCGGGAUUCCCUGUGAUUGCAGACUCUGGAAAGAAGAAAAUCCUACUCCUUAAAGGAAAAGAGCGUGAAAUACCUUCUGCUCCUGAAGGUAUGCUAACACAGGGGAGUGUAACAUCCGUUGGAAGUUCUGUUUCAGCUGCUCCAAAGCAGAACCAAAGGCGUGAGGCUGGUGGAAAGUUGAUCAGAAGCAUACUUUUAAAUAAUGAGGGACGCCAAAGUCAAAGUUCAACUGAAAUUCAGCCUCAGCAGAAAAUUCUAAGUCUGAACUCUGACGUUAAGCGGGCGUCUCGGCCCUCGAAUGCAAGGUUAGGGUUGAAUGGUCAAGUCGCUAAUAAUGAGCCUAACUCAAUGAACUCUGAAGGGGAUAGAAAGAGGGCUACAGUUGAUAAAUUUUCAAAAAAGGACCUGCAUGGUACCACUAAUGUUAGUGAGAAGCAAGAAAAACAUACAAGAAACAAGGAUAGACCUGAUCGUGGUGUUUGGGCUCCUCUUCGUCGUGCUGAUAGUUCACAUGCUAGUGAUGAGCAUUUGUCAUCCAUGCCACAACGUCCUCAACUGCUCUCUGAUUCCUUUGAAGUUUCCCAUGGAGAAGUGAAGGAUGAUACCUCUUAUGGAAGCAGGACUGGGGAAGUUAUAAAUCCUACAAGUGGACGUAAUAGUUCUCAUGUAGAGAAUGGUUCACAAAGACAUUUUGGUCGCCGUGGAAGUGCCCAUAAUAUAAAAGAUGAUGGUUCUAUAAAUGUAAGUGAGGGAAAGCCAUCUAAAAGAGGUGCUACUGUUCAUGGUGCCCCUGAGAAACAAGUGUGGGUUCAAAAAUCAUCUUCAGGUUCUUAG